Molecule: messenger RNA, 1194 nt
Organism: Cylindrotheca closterium
Lineage: Eukaryota; Bacillariophyta; Bacillariophyceae; Bacillariales; Bacillariaceae
Source: the annotation of a GenBank genome assembly
AUGGAGCUAUACAGCGAGUCAAUCGAGAAUGCUGUCGCCUCCUGGAAGACCGUUCAAGGGCUGCCAGACUACAAGACCCUUGUAGGCGAAUUGCUAUUCCGAGCGAUAUUCACUAUAUCACCAGGUGCCAUCAAUAUGUUCGGAUUCGGAGAAGGUGUAGACUGCUAUCAUCUUCCCGAAACACUGUUCAAGCUUCCAGCUUUUCAAAAUCAUACCAAUGCCGUUGUUACAAUGUUAGAAAAAGCGCUCGAGAUGAUGCUGGGAAAGAAUAUGGAGUCUUUGGCCGAAGCACUGAGUACUCUUGGUGAACAGCAUGUUACCUAUGGGAUUCAACCACCUCACUACAUAAUUGUUGAGUCGGCGUUGGUUAGAACUCUAGAGCUAGGGUUGGGGACGAGCUUCACGAACUCUUUAAGAAAAGAUUGGGAAGCUGUGUUUAGAUUCAUAUCCAGAACCAUGAUGAUGGGUGCCGAAAGUCGUGUUCAGAUUGUGAAAUCAACACGAAGAAGUGCAGAGAACAAGAAGGUUGCAACAAUACGACUCAAUGCUAUAUCACCGGGAAGACGAAGCAAGGUCCUCACGCGGAACAGUCGGACUAGUUGUGCUCGAUUUGAAGGAGAACCCAAGCGUCGAUAUGCUCGAAGAGGAAGUGACCCUCCACAACAGCCAUCUAGGGAAGGCACCUUCCCCCGUUCACAUAGUUUAUCUGAACUGCCGGCCUAUGAGCAUUUCGCUUUGGAUGACGUGACUAUAGAUGCAACGGCGGAAACAAGAACCAUGACUCUCCCAGAACACGAUGAGCCUCUGGAUACAAGAGGAAUGACUCUCCCAGAGCACGACGAGCCUCUUGAUCCCGAGGCUUACUGGGCAUGGGGGACCGACUCCAAUGUGCUGCCGCCGAAGAUGCCACCUCGUGCAGUAUCUCCACCCAGAUCGUCGUCCAAAAGGCCAGUGCUGAUUCGGUACAACUCUUUCGAUUCUGUGAGCACAUUGGGAUCCGGCGACUCUGCACCCGCUAUCACACCUGCGCAAGUGCCACGCAGAAAGCCGCAGCGAUCGCCGUCCACAAAGGCGCUUCUUCGGAACACCUCGUUCGACUCGUUGAGCACGAUGGCAGCCGUAGAUUUCGCACCAGUUUUCCCAAAGCGAGCAAGCUCACCACCAAGAACCUCAAGGCGAAUGUGGUCUUCAUAG